Molecule: messenger RNA, 496 nt
Organism: Meloidogyne enterolobii
Lineage: Eukaryota; Metazoa; Nematoda; Chromadorea; Rhabditida; Meloidogynidae
Source: the annotation of a GenBank genome assembly
GGAAUUCAUAAUGUCCGAUAGCAAACGCCUUGAAAUUCAGUCUCUCUGUCUCGAAUCACUUUCCAAAAUUAAAAUUGGGACUGGACUAGAAGAAAAGCAGAACGGAAAGGAUUUUUACAAAUAUUUCUUUACAAAUUACCCUGAUCUUCGCGUCUACUUUAAGGGUGCUGAAAAAUACACAGCUGAUGAUGUACAAAAAUCAGAACGUUUUGAAAAACAAGGGCAACGUAUCCUCUUGGCUAUGCAUCUGACUGCGCGAGUUUAUGCUGAUGAGAUGGUAUUCGACUCGUACAUUCAAGAAACCAUUAACCGGCAUCGCCAAUUUAAAAUGGAACCGGCACUCUGGAUGGCCUUUUGGACAGUCUGGACAGGUUUUUUGGGAACAAAAAUAACUCUAGAUGAACGUCACAAAAAUGCUUGGAUGAGCUUGGGUCAAGACUUUGCAAAGGCUGCCAACAAACAUUUGAAGCUUUUAGGGCUUCCCACAGCUGAAUAA